AUGUUUAUUGGGGGCGACAAUGCUUAUCCGCUUUCCGAUUAUCUAGUUGUCCCCUUCAGCGGUGUAUACAGAUUUGACGAAGACAAAAGAAUCCUCAACUUCUUUCUGUCACAGCUUCGUAUUCGAAUCGAAAUGGCCUUUGGUCGCUUGACAACAAAAUGUCGUAUCUUUCGCAGCAAUCUAAACUUCUCCCUGGAAAAGAAUAUCCGUAUUUGCAAUGUCGCUUCACGCCUUCACAAUUUUGUGAUUGACCAGCAAGAAACUGAAGAUCUAGGAAGUCUAGAAGGGACAGAGACCACGGAUCAACUUAGAACCAUGGGUGGAAUUGAACAAUUUUCAGAUCCUCGGUCUCCCGAGAAUCUUGGUUUUCCACCCAACCACGAACAUCCAGAACAACUUGCAGAAAGGCCUCCUCAGAAUAAUCAACAGGAUGAAGGAACGGACGACUUAAUGGAUGGAGCGAUGGAUGACUUAAUGGAGGAUGAAACAUCAGUCAUCUACAUCAAUUUAAGCAGGCGCGAUUCUAUUUUGGACUAUAUCCAGGAUUUGGAACUAGAACGUCCAGAUAAGAAUCGAUCAAGAAACGACAAUUAA
Messenger RNA from Cylindrotheca closterium, 594 nucleotides. Lineage: Eukaryota; Bacillariophyta; Bacillariophyceae; Bacillariales; Bacillariaceae. The record is from the annotation of a GenBank genome assembly.